AUGUCUACUACGAUUGCAAUCGCUGGUGGUACGGGCAACGUUGGUAGGACUAUCAGUGACGCCCUCGUCGCCACCGCGAAGUACAAAGUCAUCUUGCUUGCUCGUGGGGCCUCUGCGGAUUCGUCCCCUAACGCCCCUCCUCUGAUCAACGUCGACUACGGUGAUAUCGAUGCGGUAGCCAAUAUUUUGGAGGAGCACAAUGUACACACCGUAAUAUCGGCCAUUAAAGUGAUAGCGCCGGAAGCUGGAGUGUCUGAAGUGAACCUCAUAAAGGCAGCUGCAAAGUCAUCUCCAACAAAGCGUUUUAUUCAGAGCGAAUGGGGUGUACCUAUACCUCAGGAAAACCUACGCUUACUACAACAUCAAGUGCGUCUCGCCUCGAUCGAGCAACUCCGCGAAAGCAAUCUCGAAUGGACACGAUUCUACAAUGGCUACUUCCUCGACUAUUAUGGAAUGCCAUAUAUAGAGACUCAUAUUUCGGAACUAAUCAGUUUCAUCUUUGAUAUUCCCAACAAGGCGGCAGUCAUCCCUGGCACUGGCAACGAUCUCGUCUCAUUUACAUAUACACGAGACGUAGCUAACUUUGUUGUCAAGGCACUCACUUUGCCUAAAUGGGAGGAAGAAAUGUUUUGCUACGGUGAUAAAGUGACCUUGAAUCAGUUUUUAGGAUUGCUUGAAGAAGCUAUCGGAUCUAAGUUCAAGGUUACCUAUGAUAGUUUGGAGAAGCUCGAGAAGGGUGAAGCCAGUGAGCUGCCUUCUAACGCUGCGGAGUAUAAACAUUUGCCAAAACACAUCCUGCAGAUGUAUUUCUCUAAAUUCGGCCAAUACAUCAUCGCCGGUUUGUUUGAUACACCGGAUGAGAAAUCUCUCAACAAAGUAUUUCCCGAGGUCAAAACUACCACAGUGGAAGAAGUUGUAGGCCUCUGGAAGGGUAAAUAG
This is a messenger RNA of Trichoderma breve, 939 nucleotides long. RefSeq names its product nmrA-like family domain-containing protein. The transcript is spliced from 4 exons. The record is from RefSeq and is a predicted model, not a curated record. Bases 1 to 939 code for a protein of 312 amino acids. Lineage: Eukaryota; Fungi; Ascomycota; Sordariomycetes; Hypocreales; Hypocreaceae.